AUGGGUCCUCUGGUUUUGCCAUCAUUUUUGCCGCAAGAUCUUCAUUCUCUAUGGUAUAAACCGUGCCAUUUGUUGGUAGAAUCAGGAAAUCCAAGUGGAAAAUCUCAAUUAGAUCUUGAUGAAGCAGAAUAUGAAAACAAGAAAAGGGUGAUAAGAUCAUUUGGAUCUACAUGGAUAAGGCCAGUAGGGAUACAGCAAACGAUUCAUGAGCAGGAAGAGCUUGAAUCGGCGAUGAAUGAAGAUGUAGACGAAGAUGAAGAAAUCAACCAGGAAGACCCGUCUCUUGGAGAAGGAGGACUAGAAGAUGUUGAUGAGGUGGAUUUAGAUGCGGCUAUUCCUGAAGCAGUGAGUUCUGAGCAGGAAUCAGAUGAAUUUGAGGGUAGUUUUCAGAGUUUUCAGCAGUCUCGCAACCAAAGAAGACAGCUAGUAGAAUCAAGCAUUGGUAUUAUGAUGAGUCCAUUUGGGCAUUCGAGACAAAGGACUCUGGAGAUUGAUUUGGGGAUGAAUACAGAUGAGGGAGAUGCUAUGAGUUGGGAUGGAAACGCUAUAGCAGAAUGA
Molecule: messenger RNA, 558 nt
Organism: Pneumocystis jirovecii RU7
Lineage: Eukaryota; Fungi; Ascomycota; Pneumocystomycetes; Pneumocystales; Pneumocystaceae
Exons: 2
Coding region: 1-558 (185 amino acids)
Biological process (GO): anaphase-promoting complex-dependent catabolic process
Cellular component (GO): anaphase-promoting complex
Source: RefSeq, a predicted model, not a curated record